AAAUUUUGUCAUGCUUUAAUAUUAUACAGCCAUCUACGUUUUCCUUAUAUCGAUAUGUUGUAACAAUAACAUAAUGGCUCCAGUGCCUACUAUUCAGAAUCAGAAGGGAAAGCAGGAUGGAAGAAGUGGGCGUGGUGGAACAAUAGAAAGAACUGGACUGGUUACAAGAGUUAAAUAUUGUAACAAUUUACCAGAUAUUCCUUUUGAUCCCAAAUUCAUAUGCUACCCGUUUGAAGCAAAUAGAUUCGUUGAAUACAAACCAACAACACUAGAAAAACUUCAUAAAAUUGAUCUUCAUACUGAUCAUGACUUGGGUGUGAUGAUUGAUUUAAUAAACCCCGAUACAUAUAAAGUUGAUUUGAAAGAUACUCUUGAUCCAGCUGAUGAGGCUUUGCUGGAAGAAGAUCUUCCGGCUCCACAGGAUUCAAAACGUUCUAAACAACACAGUAUCAAUGUUUCUUGGUUAAGAAGAAGUGAGUACAUUUCACAAGAGUUUAAUCGAUACGGAGCCAAUAACACUAAUGUGGAAACGCGUCUAGGGGCCGGUAUAAAGGAACUCUUCAAAGACGAUGAUUUGUAUAAAGACAGGGAUAGUCAAAUUGCGGCUAUUCAGAAAACGUUUGAAGAUGCAAAAACUGAUAUCAAAAAGCAUUAUAGUAAGCCGAAUGUAUAUCCUGUUGACGUUCUUCCUAUUUAUCCAGAUUUCAAAAUGUGGCAACAUCCCAGUGCACAAGUUAUAUUUGAUACUGAUCCUGCUGUAAAAGGUAGUUCUCCGCAGCAGCAAAUCCAAGAAAUGUCACAGGCUAUGAUCAGAGGUAUGGUAGAUGAAGAAGGAGAUCAAUUUGUCGCUUAUUUCUUGCCAACGAGUGGUACUCUGAAAAAACGAGAACAAGACAAUGAAGAAGGCAUGGAUUACAAUCCAGAAGAGCUCUACGAUUAUAAACUUGCAAGGGAAUAUAACUGGAAUGUUAAAAAUAAAGCAUCAAAAGGUUACGAAGAAAACUAUUAUUUUGUAAUGAGAGAAGAUGGUGUAUUUUACAAUGAAUUAGAAACGAGAGUGCGACUUAGUAAACGAAGAGCAAAGGGAGGAGGUGGACUGCAAUCUGCUACAAAUGCAGUCCUUGCUGUCCACCAUCGUGAACUAAACGACCAAGAACUUGCAGCUCAAGAAAUGCGAAGGAUGCAGUUGGAACCAUUAGAAGCUGAUGAAGAUUUUGAUGAGAAACAGGAUGAUGAACUGGAAGAAGAAGAUGGAGAUGAAAAAUUAGAAGGAGAAUCUUCAGCUGAAGAGGGAGAGAAAGAAUCUCAAGAGGAAGGUGGGGAAGAGGGUGAAGAAGAAGAAGAAGAAGCAGCAGGAUCCUCGGAAUCAGAAAGUGAAGAUAAAAAAGAAACCACUACACAAGAUGAAGAGGAAGAAGAUGCAAGUGAGCACAGUGAAGAGGAAGUUGAAGAAAAGAAGGCAGAAUCAUCAUCAGCUUCUUCAAGUGAUGAAAAUGAACAAGGAGAAGAGGAAGGAGAGAAUCGUCAAGCUCAAGAAAUAUUUGGAAGUGAAAGUGACUCAUCUGGAUCUGAUUCAGACUAAUGUUUUUUGAGCAAUAUGUAUAGUGCAGCGAUAUACAUAAUGUAAUUAUUUGAUGGAAAAAUUGGCUCUGAGCAUCUACUGAUAUCUAAGGGGCCACUAUUCUUUUUGGUUCUGCAUUGCCUACCUAAUUUAUUACAUCUUAGUGGACUGCCAGGCAUGGAAUUUGAACCUAAGUGAUCCUGCAAUGACAACACACUUAGGUCAAAUGCUUUAUCCACUAGUUAAUAGCGCCCACAAAGAUUCCCGACAAUAUUCUUCGAAUUUUAUCGCUUCAAAGUUCUUCUAUUCUUGACGAACUGAAUAAGCUGGGAGUCUCUUGAUUCGAUUAACAUUUGAGUAAUCUGUAUUUGCCAGGACUUUGUUAUGUACCCGUUGUAAAGGAUCUUUGUAAUGCCAUCCAUAGGAAUAUUCAAAAUCCAUUUGUUAGCUGUGAAACAAUGUAGUUCGAAAGUUUAUAGUGAUUACAAAUUACAAUAUAAAAAGCAGGGCAAUUUGAUUGUUCAAGGUUUUACUUUUCACAACUAUUUGUCAAAACACAAGAUUGGCAAUGCCUGAGAUUUCUAGUGUUAACCUGACAUACUUUCCUUCAUUUGUUUGCCACUAAUAAGUAAAUAGAUUAAUAGAAGUGUAAAUCACAUAAACAAGGGAUUUGCUGCAUGGCAUUGCAUUAGGGCAUGUUCCUGUAUUCCAUACAUCUUUGAAUAGAUGGGUAAAAGAAAAAGGGAAUUGGUUUUCUACAUUGUGGGUAUUUCAAUAAUGUUCUAAAAUUAGAAAGACUUGCUGAUAGUCGAAUUUCCUGUGGAUUCAUUUAUUGAUAUAUUCCAUGAUUUGAAUCUGUAUAUUUACAUUGAAAUAGUUUUCAUAUUCAUAAUGUUCAUGGUUUUUGCUUCUUCUCUCCUAAAAAGGCACAAGCAGCCACUGUUCCACAGGAACCUAACGACGUCAAAUUUCUAUGGCUCGGUGUAACCUACUUAUUUGCAUUUGAGAUUGGAAUUUGAAAUAUUUAACCGACAGUACGAGCCUAUUUGGAUUGAAAAAAUGUCAGAACAUUAUAAAUUGCCUAUUCAAGCAAAAUGCAACCCAUGUAGAAAUUCAUUCCAAUAUAUAUGAUGUAUUUGCAAUCACUGAAAUGACACACUUCAACUCAUUAUGUCAGUUUUAGUGUUACUUAGCUACUUGAUUACGUAAUUUCAUUGUCUGCUAUAUGAUACUUAUCAGUUUGAAUUAUGUUGUAACACUGAUAGAAUAACGUUGUUACGAUUUAGAGAACGAUCUUGAUAUGGUAUUUUGUUGUUGUGAAAAUCCCAAAAAAUUCAUUAUAUCAAUCAUGCCUUUUACUUUUUUUUUUAAUUAUUUUUCUGUUACUCUUGUUUUCUACAGA
This is a messenger RNA of Styela clava, 2963 nucleotides long. RefSeq names its product RNA polymerase II-associated factor 1 homolog. The record is from RefSeq and is a predicted model, not a curated record. Gene Ontology annotation, biological process: transcription elongation by RNA polymerase II. Gene Ontology annotation, cellular component: Cdc73/Paf1 complex. Gene Ontology annotation, molecular function: chromatin binding; RNA polymerase II complex binding. Lineage: Eukaryota; Metazoa; Chordata; Ascidiacea; Stolidobranchia; Styelidae.